Diorhabda carinulata is the source of this 1276-nucleotide messenger RNA. Its product is annotated as retinol dehydrogenase 13-like. The transcript has 4 exons. The coding region runs from base 182 to 1150 and encodes 322 amino acids. NCBI's taxonomy places the organism in Eukaryota, Metazoa, Arthropoda, Insecta, Coleoptera, Chrysomelidae. The record is from RefSeq and is a predicted model, not a curated record.
CAUCAAUAUUAAUUCCAAUAAAUAAAUCGAUGAAUCUUGAAAUUCGGGUUUGGUAUUUGGUCCAACUGAAACAUCUAUUUUAUCGAAAUCGUAUUUUUUUGCAAAUUACUUAGGUACAUGACUUGAGAGUGAUACGUGGUGCAGAUGUGAAAACGUGACUUAGAAUUCGAAAACUUUGAAAAUGAAUUUGAUUGUGAUAUAUUUUGCACUAAUUGCAAUAAUAAUUUUAGGGUUUAUGAUACUAAUAGCAUUUGUACCCAAGGCAUUAGCGAAAACAUGUAAAAGUAAAGUAUGUUUGGUGGGAAAGACUGCUGUUGUGACGGGAGGAAGUUUUGGUAUAGGAUAUGAAAUAGUAUUAGGCCUCGCACAACGAGGCUGUAGAGUAAUUGUAGCAGAUAAAAUAGUUAACAAUGAUAUCAAAAAUAGAAUAAUUCAAGAGACAAACAACACAGAAAUAUAUUUAGAAUAUGUGGAUUUGGCUUCUUUCCAUUCUGUUAGAAGUUUUGCUGAUAGGCUCAAAAAAAAAGAAGAAAAAGUGGAUAUUCUAAUACACAAUGCUGGCAUCGGACCAUGCAGUGGAGCUAUAAGUGAAGAUGGUUUGAACAUAACUAUGCAAGUUAAUUAUUAUAGUCCUUUCUUGCUCACACAUUUACUUGUUGGAUUAAUGAAAAGUUCUCAAUCGGCUCGUUUGAUAUUUUGCAGUUCGCUAAUCGUCUCGGCGUUUUUAAAUAUAUUUAUAAUUGGAAGGAAACUGGAGCAGGUUUUUGGUGACUACAAGUUAUCAAAGUUUUGUUUACUAGUAGCUUCGGAUAUUUUCGCCGAAAAACUACGACAAUACAACAUCACAUCGAAUGCUUUCCAUCCAGGAGCAGUACAUACUCAAAUUCAUUAUCAAUUUUUCAAACACAAUUUUUUUACUAUAUGUAAUAAAAUCCUGGGGCCAUUGAUUUUUAAGACUCCUGAAGUUGGGGCACAGACGGCAAUCUACUUAGCAUGUGCUAAUGAGGUCCAAAACAUAACGGGCACUUUCUUUGGUGACUUAAUGCCAGCUUGUAAACCUAAAGAUAUCUCAAACAAAACAUUGUGCGAAACCAUUUGGAAAGGAUCAGAAAAAGUAGUGAAGUUGAAAAAAGAUGAAUUAUUGUUAUAAUUAUUGACCUUGGGAAUACAAGCAAUGAAAGUUUCUUGGAAAUUAGUUGAAAUAAAAAAUUUGACUUUGUAUAAACUGUACGAAUGGAAAUUGUUCGGUUAAAUUAAAUUUGAUGUAAUAACUUUA